GCUGAUUUCCUGACUUAAAUAUGAAUUUUGUAGCAGUUAAUCCACUCUUCUUGCUGGGUUUGCUGUACUAGUUAUCUGAAAUUAUGUAUCUAUCUGGGAGUCUCCAUAAAAAAGACUUCCAGAUCAUAUUUCUUAGAUAAGACAUAAAAUAUCAUCUAAACAUGGGUGCUUAAACUGCAUUUUGUAAAAUAAUUUAAGCAUUUAAAUUUUAUAGGUUGUUGAGUUUCCAUGCAAAUGUUAUCAUAAGUGUUUCUAAGCAAUAUUUAAAAGGAAAAAGAUUAAUGGAAGCUUGUCUACUACAUCUUUUGAAAUUACCAGAGAUAGCAUCACAUCAUUGAUCUUACUGUGACAGCCUCUGAAUAGUUAUCACUUGUCACAUCUGAGCAUCUCAUUCUUUCUUGUUGCAAGCCAUAGUCCUACUGUUAAUAAAACAUGACAGGGCAGCUGAAAGAUCAAAAUAUUUCCUCUUAAUACAUCAUUAUAAAUAAAUAACAGGGAAAUGUAAUCUAACAUCAAGUUCAAAACCUGUCACGUUUACUCAGCUUGUCAACUUCAGCUGUAAUUUCUAUCUCAGCUUGUAAAACAGGGAAGGUUUGGCUGAGUCUGUGUACAAGAAAGCUUUAAAGGAAGAAUGUAUGUAUAAGAAAAGAGAGCUGGAAACAAAGAGGGAAACAAAUGUUGGAGGGAGGUGAAAGUUAAUAUUUUCCUGGGGAUUUUGACAGCAUUUAUAGUUUCCUUGAAUGUUUCUGCCUUUUGUCCAGGAUUUGGGUGAGUGAAGAUCACUGAAGUCAGUCAUGUGGGCUCAUCUGGCCAACUGCCAGUCUGAAUUUUGAAUUCAGUGUUUUUAAACAAAAAUAAACAAUUAGUCAAAAUUACUGGGUUCCUGAGGUACGCUGGCCAGCACUUGGUUGUUGUCUCUUUUCUUCCAACAGGUCACAGCUGAGUCCUGCGGGCAGCAGCUUUUCCAAGUAUGGCUCAUUUGGAAGGAUCCCUGCCCAGGGGUCACAGGUAUUGCAGUGUGAGGCCAGCUUUGGACAAGUUUUCAUGUUCCGCUGUCAUAUCCACAGUUAAUCCCUGCUGCAGGAGUUCUUUUGUUGUGUACCCUGCCUGGGUCGCUGAGCACCUCGCCCCCCAGAGGUGCCAGUGGAUCAACCACUGCCUCCCCUCCCCUGGUCCAGCAUGGAAGAGCCUGGGGGAGUCAGGGGGCACAGACAGCAACAUGCCUGUGCUGGCUAGAGGGGAACAAGAUGGAUUUUAUUACCCUGGUACAGUAAAAAAGGAGAUAGAGAGUGAAAGAGGCAUGUUCCUGGUAGAGUUUGCCAAACCACUUGUGUCACAUGGAAGGCAUCCAGUGUGUGUGCAAAAAACAGCACAGGGUGACAUCCUGGAAUAUGUGAAUGGGAUGAAGCACUCCUUGCUCCCUGGAGACAGAGUGCUGGCACCCUGGGAGCCAGAUAGGGCCAGGUAUGGCCCAGGAACUGUCCUCAGAGGCAUUGAGACAAGGGAUCCCUUACGAGCCUCAGAAGAUGAAGAAAAAGUCCAGUUCUGGAAUGACAAGCAAGUGAAACUCCCUCGUGGUGUGGCUCUGUGGAUCCCUCCCAGCCUGUGGGAGAGGAUUGUGGAGAUGAUGCACAUGCCCUUCACCAGCAGGGUGAAGCCCAGACCAAGCCAGGACUCUAACUCUUGUAUUUUUCCCUGCAGUCCCAAGGCAGCCCUGAUUCCUGUUUGCGCUAUAUGUAGCCUUGCCAAGCACUGCUUGCUCUGCUCUCCCUGCUGGCCACAUUCCCACCACCACUGUGCUGGUGGUAUCUGCUGUCCAUCAGCCUGGGUAAGGUGCAUCUGCUGCUGCCAUCCCUGUGCUGCUGCCUGGUGGCCUCUUCCCUCCAGGUCUCUGGUCUUUCAGGACAAAGCUGAAGAGGCAGAGUCCAGCAGUGAGCUCUCUCCAGGCCUUCUAGAGCUGAAAGGCACAAAACAAGGAGAGGCUGCAGCUGUGGCAACAUCUUCUUCCUCUUCUGGUUCAGAGAGGGACCUGAAGCCAUCCCCCACUAAGGGUACUGGGGGGGACAGUGCUGUUAUCACAGGCUCCAGCUGUAUUGAAAAGCCCAGGCUAAAGAAUUCUGCAAGACCUGAGGGGGAAUACUGGAAAAGAAGCCACCACAAGUCCCAUUCCAGUAAUUCAGGACCUGGAAGUUGCACAAAGGGCCAGCUGGAAUCCAAAGCCAUCUCCACUGGGGACAUGUCCAAUGUGGCCCCAGCUCAGCAGAGUGCAGUGUUUGAAACCACUGAACAGACUCCCAGAGGGCAACUCACACUGAAAACAAUCCUAAGAGACCAAGAUUUCAAGCCAUCAUUGAGGGAAGGCUUUGCAGCAUCAGAAGAACAAAGAUACAAAGCAGCAUCAGAUGAUAAAUGUGAAGCCACUUGUGUUGGAGCUGACAAACCUGAUGUUACAGACCCUGUCAGAGCUCACUUGCAGCAAAGCAGAGAGGGACAUGAUCAACCAGAAUUCAGUACAUGUACAACUGAUCAAGUCCAGGGGCUGAAAUUUCAGAGAGAUCAGAUGAGCUAG
Messenger RNA from Camarhynchus parvulus, 2569 nucleotides. RefSeq names its product chromosome 5 C11orf16 homolog (gene C5H11orf16). Lineage: Eukaryota; Metazoa; Chordata; Aves; Passeriformes; Thraupidae. The record is from RefSeq and is a predicted model, not a curated record.